Messenger RNA from Prunus dulcis (almond), 1432 nucleotides. Its product is annotated as universal stress protein PHOS32-like. The record is from RefSeq and is a predicted model, not a curated record. Bases 155 to 961 code for a protein of 268 amino acids. The transcript is spliced from 3 exons. Lineage: Eukaryota; Viridiplantae; Streptophyta; Magnoliopsida; Rosales; Rosaceae.
AUAAUAAAUGAUGAUAAGGAUUUAAGCCCAUAUCUCCACUCUCCCUCUCGUCACUUCCCAACUUUCCCAUCCGUUUUCCUUUUCAUUUUCCGACUAUCCAAACAAACGAACACCGAACAAAACAAAAAAACCUGAAACCUCUGCAAAAACCCAAAUGAAUCAUCCUCAGUCCCCGCAACCCCAAGACCCAUCGGACCCCCAACUCCCCCACAUCAGAAUCCACCACCCUAAUUCCCCACGCCACCACCCCAACUCUCCACGUCACCACACCUCAUCCGCAGGCUCCGCCGCCACUCCCACCCCCACUGCCGGCGCCCGCCGAAAGCUCGGGGUCGCUGUCGACCUCUCCGACGAGAGCGCCCAUGCCGUCCGCUGGGCCGUCGACCACUACAUCCGCCCCGGAGACGCCGUCGUUCUCCUCCACGUGAGCCCCACCUCCGUCCUAUUCGGCGCCGACUGGGGCUCCGUCGACCUCUCCAUCAAUACCAACGACGACGUUGACUUCGUCGACAACCACGCCUUAAACGACUCCGUCAAGCAGAAGAAGCUCGAGAAUGACUUUGAUGCCUUCACUGCUUCCAAGGCCGCCGAUCUCGCCAGGCCCUUGAAGGAGGCUCAGAUUCCCUUCAAGAUCCACAUCGUUAAGGACCAUGACAUGAAGGAGAGGCUGUGCUUGGAGGUCGAGAGGCUAGGGCUCAGUGCCGUGAUCAUGGGGAGCAGAGGGGUUGGUGCCGCGAAGCGUGGGAAUGACGGUAGGCUUGGGAGUGUGAGCGAUUAUUGCGUUCAUCACUGUGUUUGCCCUGUUGUUGUUGUACGGUUUCCAGAUGAUGACAAUGGUGCCGGUGCCGGUGCUGGUGGUUCUGCUGUUGCUCCUGCUGCUGUUGUUGCGGUUAAAGAGGAUGAGGAGGAAGAAGCCGUGAUCAAGCCAGUGGUAAAGGACGAGCAUAAAAAAGAUGCUUAGUAUGUAUUCCGAGUCGUAGUUGAAUCCUCUCAAGUACAGUUUGUGUAGAAGUUUGAGUCAACUGGGAUUGGCUGACACGUUGAGCCCAGACUGCAGGAGUCAAGACUGCUUUCUCUCCUCUCCAACAGCUCUUUCUCAAACGUAUGAAUUUCUGGGAGGAUUGAAGAUGCUAUUUGUAUGGUGAAUGAGGUUUAUGGGAUUCUGUGAGGCCUUUCCUACUUUGUUCGAUUGCUUUGUGACUCAUUUGUCUCCCUUUAGUUUCAAGGAUGUGCUUGUUGUUGCUUGCUAGUAUGCAAAUUUAAUUAUUAGAUCUUUUUGUGUCCAAUAAUUUUCUCAUCAGAAAUUGCUAGACAUGUUUAUUAAUUUGUAUGGCUAGACAACCCUAAAUCAUUUGGUAUGAAAAGGUACUUUCUUUUCUACCAUAAUUUGGACCGCGUAAUAUUUUGAAGCCAUUCAUUUUUCUCGUGUCCA